Grus americana (Whooping crane) is the source of this 3573-nucleotide messenger RNA. RefSeq names its product carbohydrate sulfotransferase 15 (gene CHST15). The transcript is spliced from 8 exons. Gene Ontology annotation, molecular function: N-acetylgalactosamine 4-sulfate 6-O-sulfotransferase activity. The coding region runs from base 1406 to 3133 and encodes 575 amino acids. Lineage: Eukaryota; Metazoa; Chordata; Aves; Gruiformes; Gruidae. The record is from RefSeq and is a predicted model, not a curated record. Gene Ontology annotation, biological process: hexose biosynthetic process.
CAUGCCGAGGCUGAAAAUGCUUGGCAGGACCAUUGGAAAUACUCUCAGAACAUUUUUCUCCCACGUGCUGGUUCUGGACCAGUAAUCCAUGCAAGAGACAAAGACACGGGCUUAAAAUAACUCUUCAGCACUGAAAGAUCUCUUCCUGCAAAUUCGACUGUGCUACACUAGCUCUCCAUCUCUUCCUCAAAUAAGAGUCCGCUGGCACUCUGAAUGUGAAGAUUUGUUUUUCUUUAGCACAGUAAGGCUUUGGUGUUCAUCUCACCUAACCUUUAGAAGUGUGGAUGGCAGAUGCCUAAAUCGGAGGCGGUCACUCGAACCUCACGUUGUAGCCGACGCAGAGAAAUUGGCUGUCCAGAGCAAUUUCCCUGUGUUUAGAUAAGGUGAUGAAUACGAGCGUGCUGUCCUCAUCAAACCGAGCUUUGCAUGAAGGGAAAACCCAUAUCUCUGUUGAGCGGGUUGCUCCAGAAGAGCUAUUUGAGUAAAUUACAGCAAUAUCCGUCCAGAGACUCAAACAAUGAAGCAGACUUGGAAGCCUGAAAACAAAGCGGGAAGGGCAGCUGUCAGAAAGAAAUGCAUAACAAAAAAUAGCCUGCAUUUGAUAAGUGAACUCGGUCAAUCCUAGACCAAUUCUUUGCCUCUGGAGGUUUUUUUCUGAAGAUAAGUACUUAUUUAUUUUUGAUUACAGCCUGACUGCAGGGCGUAUGGGAGCUGUAUUUAGAUAUGAUAUUUUUUCCCACCUGCCAACCCCCAAACCCCCUGGAUUUGCUUGAUAAAAAUAUCUGGAGUGGAAGAGCUUCAUAACAGAUGCAGCCUUCAUGCUUCGUGUUUCCCUGCUGCAUUAGUACUUAUAACAGGAAUUUGGCUGAUUUGUGGGAUGAUAGCGUGAUUUAUUCCUUGAAAGAGCACAUAGGUUGUACAAUGCAAAUCUUUGAAACCAUCUCUGGGAAGAUGAAGCUUCCAGGAGCAGCAGUCUGGUUUGGAACCUGCGUGUUUUAAGAAUACCUGGGAAUUUCUACCCAUAUUUGCCUAUUCCAGCGUAAAUCAGAGGACAAUGAGUUAUUUUUAUUUUUUGCAUAUUUUUACGCUACAUAACAACUUUUCUUCCUUCCCAUUUUGUUCAAUGGGAAAAACUUGAGCCAGUUGUGUAGCUGAUUCUUACUUCACUACAUUCCUCUUACAGAGCCAAAUUCUUGGAAACCACGUUGACAGUACAUCUAUUUUUGUGUGUUGAAUGUUGUUGGUUGUUUUUUUUUUCUUUAUGUGACAUAUGCCACUUUUUGAGUGCUUUUACCUAUUCUGCUUGGAGGCUGUCCUUUUGCAUUGCUGAGUAGUCAUAGAACCACUCAAGGAAUUAAAUAAUUUCAGACUUACAGAAGAUGACUCAUGCUUCAGAAACAUUUUUAUGGCUGUGCUUGGCUCAUUAAUACAGGAGUUCAACAGUAGUAAUAUGAGGUAUUGCAUUAAUUGUUGCAUACAUUUAUUACCAAAUGACUUGCACAGACAGUGUUUCAGAUGCCGUGGACCUAAUCAUAAUAACCAGAAGUGUCCUGUUUGCAAAGGAGAAAAUAAGAUCCCUUUGUACACUGAUAGCAAGCAGAUGAAGUUGCUUGCAGUUUUGGAAGUAAGGACUGAUCACAGUGAAAGCUGGAAUGGAUUUUUCUGCUUGAGGAAGGGGAAGCUAUGCAGCUUAAUAUUUGGGUUGAUUAUAAUGACUCUAGUGAUGGCAUCCUACAUACUGACUGGAGCCAAACAUGGCCUGUUGUUAAUACCAUCUCCCUUCCAUUACGGAGCUUUUACUAGCAAUCCAAGCUUAAUGGACAAUGAAAGCCUUAGUGACAUGAAAGACCAUUACCAGCCUUCUAAAAUGAAUAUUUCAUACGUAAAGGAUUAUCCAAGCAUUAAAUUAAUUAUUGACACUAUUACUUCAAAGAUAGAGUUUAUAACGAGACAGCGCCCUGAUUUAGAAGAGCUGAGGAAACAAGAGCCACAUAUGUUUUCAGUAAUUCCUAAUAAAUUCCUUCCAAAUAGCAAGAAUCCUUGUUGGUAUGAAGAGUACAGAGGAAACACAACCACAGAUCCUUAUGCAACAAACUCCUAUGCACUGUAUUCAAAGCGCUUUCGAACCAUAUUUGAUUACCUCAGGAAGGUAUUUUGGAACCACUUGUACCAUUAUAAGGACAAACACUACCGCCUGCGCUGUCUCCCCCAUUUCUACAUCAUUGGCCAGCCCAAGUGUGGGACGACGGACCUGUACGACCGGCUCAGGCUGCACCCCGAUGUUCGGUUCUCAGCAAUCAAAGAGCCACACUGGUGGACAAGAAAACGGUUUGGAAUCAUUCGUCUAAGAGAUGGAUUUCAUGAUCGCUACCCGGUGGAAGAUUACCUCGAUCUGUUUGACUUAGCAGCACAUCAGAUUCAGGGUGUGCUGCAGAGCGAAGCGGCAAAAGAGCGCGGCAAGAUGAACAACAUCAUAAUCGGGGAGGCCAGUGCCUCGACGAUGUGGGACAACAACGCUUGGAUUUUCUUUUAUGACAACAGUACUGAAGGAGAACCUCCCUUCUUAAUCCAGGAUUUUAUCCACGCCUCCCAGCCGAAUGCCAAACUUAUCAUCAUGCUCAGAGACCCGGUUGAAAGAUUGUACUCCGAUUAUCUGUACUUUGCAAGUGCUAAUAAAUCUGUGGAAGAUUUUCAUGAAAAAGUGGCGGAAUCACUGCAGCUGUUUGAAAAUUGCAUGCUGGAUUACUCACUGAGAGCCUGUGUCUACAACAACACCCUGAACAAUGCCAUGCCUGUAAGGUUACAGGUUGGGCUCUACGUUGUGUAUCUUUUGGACUGGCUGACAGUUUUUGACAGAGAUCAGAUUCUCGUUCUUCGCUUGGAGGAUCAUGCAUCAAAUGUGAAAUACACCAUGCACAUGGUGUUCCAGUUUCUGGAUCUGGCACCUCUAAGUGAGAAACAAGAAGCUCUGAUUACAAAGAGUCCUGCAUCAAAUACUAGACGACCUGAAGACAGAAGUCUGGGACCUAUGCUACCAACAACAAAGGCAAUUUUAAGAGAUUUCUAUAGGCCUUUUAAUACAAAACUGGCACAAGUUCUUUUUGAUGAUGCUUUUUUAUGGAAGAGGACGUAAUAUGUAAAUUUAGUGCCACAAAUACAGUGCUUAAAGGAGUUUUUAUUUUUUUAAAUUCUAUUUUUGUGCGUGGAUAUUUACAUUUUUCCCAUUCCAAAGAGAAGCUGAUUGAUGAGCUGAGAUUCUCACCUUCAGUCAGCACACUUCACGACAGUUAUACCACAUUUUCCUUGUGAGAACGUAAAGCAUCUUGCUUAUCAGUUUAUUGCAACUUCUUUUACCCCGGCAAAAGAGUAGAGUGGAAAAGCAUUGGUACAAAGAUGAUAUUUUACACUCUUCAUGGGGAUGUUGAAGUUUAACCUUCUCUAAGAUGCUGCACAGAAUUAGCAUCAGUUUCCUACAAUUACGCUUAUAAUCUCAUUUUCAAUAUGUGUUAUUCAGUUUUUCAAACUAUGAAUGUCAUUUAGUCAUUAAAAUUUUUAAUUGAAUUGAACCUAAAA